Messenger RNA from Homo sapiens (human), 4954 nucleotides. It is a transcript of the gene SLC4A1, whose product is annotated as solute carrier family 4 member 1 (Diego blood group). The transcript has 20 exons. Gene Ontology annotation, cellular component: basolateral plasma membrane; cortical cytoskeleton; cytoplasm. Gene Ontology annotation, biological process: chloride transport; monoatomic anion transport. NCBI's taxonomy places the organism in Eukaryota, Metazoa, Chordata, Mammalia, Primates, Hominidae. The record is from RefSeq and is marked reviewed. Gene Ontology annotation, molecular function: bicarbonate transmembrane transporter activity; chloride:bicarbonate antiporter activity; chloride transmembrane transporter activity. Bases 151 to 2886 code for a protein of 911 amino acids.
AGAACGAGUGGGAACGUAGCUGGUCGCAGAGGGCACCAGCGGCUGCAGGACUUCACCAAGGGACCCUGAGGCUCGUGAGCAGGGACCCGCGGUGCGGGUUAUGCUGGGGGCUCAGAUCACCGUAGACAACUGGACACUCAGGACCACGCCAUGGAGGAGCUGCAGGAUGAUUAUGAAGACAUGAUGGAGGAGAAUCUGGAGCAGGAGGAAUAUGAAGACCCAGACAUCCCCGAGUCCCAGAUGGAGGAGCCGGCAGCUCACGACACCGAGGCAACAGCCACAGACUACCACACCACAUCACACCCGGGUACCCACAAGGUCUAUGUGGAGCUGCAGGAGCUGGUGAUGGACGAAAAGAACCAGGAGCUGAGAUGGAUGGAGGCGGCGCGCUGGGUGCAACUGGAGGAGAACCUGGGGGAGAAUGGGGCCUGGGGCCGCCCGCACCUCUCUCACCUCACCUUCUGGAGCCUCCUAGAGCUGCGUAGAGUCUUCACCAAGGGUACUGUCCUCCUAGACCUGCAAGAGACCUCCCUGGCUGGAGUGGCCAACCAACUGCUAGACAGGUUUAUCUUUGAAGACCAGAUCCGGCCUCAGGACCGAGAGGAGCUGCUCCGGGCCCUGCUGCUUAAACACAGCCACGCUGGAGAGCUGGAGGCCCUGGGGGGUGUGAAGCCUGCAGUCCUGACACGCUCUGGGGAUCCUUCACAGCCUCUGCUCCCCCAACACUCCUCACUGGAGACACAGCUCUUCUGUGAGCAGGGAGAUGGGGGCACAGAAGGGCACUCACCAUCUGGAAUUCUGGAAAAGAUUCCCCCGGAUUCAGAGGCCACGUUGGUGCUAGUGGGCCGCGCCGACUUCCUGGAGCAGCCGGUGCUGGGCUUCGUGAGGCUGCAGGAGGCAGCGGAGCUGGAGGCGGUGGAGCUGCCGGUGCCUAUACGCUUCCUCUUUGUGUUGCUGGGACCUGAGGCCCCCCACAUCGAUUACACCCAGCUUGGCCGGGCUGCUGCCACCCUCAUGUCAGAGAGGGUGUUCCGCAUAGAUGCCUACAUGGCUCAGAGCCGAGGGGAGCUGCUGCACUCCCUAGAGGGCUUCCUGGACUGCAGCCUAGUGCUGCCUCCCACCGAUGCCCCCUCCGAGCAGGCACUGCUCAGUCUGGUGCCUGUGCAGAGGGAGCUACUUCGAAGGCGCUAUCAGUCCAGCCCUGCCAAGCCAGACUCCAGCUUCUACAAGGGCCUAGACUUAAAUGGGGGCCCAGAUGACCCUCUGCAGCAGACAGGCCAGCUCUUCGGGGGCCUGGUGCGUGAUAUCCGGCGCCGCUACCCCUAUUACCUGAGUGACAUCACAGAUGCAUUCAGCCCCCAGGUCCUGGCUGCCGUCAUCUUCAUCUACUUUGCUGCACUGUCACCCGCCAUCACCUUCGGCGGCCUCCUGGGAGAAAAGACCCGGAACCAGAUGGGAGUGUCGGAGCUGCUGAUCUCCACUGCAGUGCAGGGCAUUCUCUUCGCCCUGCUGGGGGCUCAGCCCCUGCUUGUGGUCGGCUUCUCAGGACCCCUGCUGGUGUUUGAGGAAGCCUUCUUCUCGUUCUGCGAGACCAACGGUCUAGAGUACAUCGUGGGCCGCGUGUGGAUCGGCUUCUGGCUCAUCCUGCUGGUGGUGUUGGUGGUGGCCUUCGAGGGUAGCUUCCUGGUCCGCUUCAUCUCCCGCUAUACCCAGGAGAUCUUCUCCUUCCUCAUUUCCCUCAUCUUCAUCUAUGAGACUUUCUCCAAGCUGAUCAAGAUCUUCCAGGACCACCCACUACAGAAGACUUAUAACUACAACGUGUUGAUGGUGCCCAAACCUCAGGGCCCCCUGCCCAACACAGCCCUCCUCUCCCUUGUGCUCAUGGCCGGUACCUUCUUCUUUGCCAUGAUGCUGCGCAAGUUCAAGAACAGCUCCUAUUUCCCUGGCAAGCUGCGUCGGGUCAUCGGGGACUUCGGGGUCCCCAUCUCCAUCCUGAUCAUGGUCCUGGUGGAUUUCUUCAUUCAGGAUACCUACACCCAGAAACUCUCGGUGCCUGAUGGCUUCAAGGUGUCCAACUCCUCAGCCCGGGGCUGGGUCAUCCACCCACUGGGCUUGCGUUCCGAGUUUCCCAUCUGGAUGAUGUUUGCCUCCGCCCUGCCUGCUCUGCUGGUCUUCAUCCUCAUAUUCCUGGAGUCUCAGAUCACCACGCUGAUUGUCAGCAAACCUGAGCGCAAGAUGGUCAAGGGCUCCGGCUUCCACCUGGACCUGCUGCUGGUAGUAGGCAUGGGUGGGGUGGCCGCCCUCUUUGGGAUGCCCUGGCUCAGUGCCACCACCGUGCGUUCCGUCACCCAUGCCAACGCCCUCACUGUCAUGGGCAAAGCCAGCACCCCAGGGGCUGCAGCCCAGAUCCAGGAGGUCAAAGAGCAGCGGAUCAGUGGACUCCUGGUCGCUGUGCUUGUGGGCCUGUCCAUCCUCAUGGAGCCCAUCCUGUCCCGCAUCCCCCUGGCUGUACUGUUUGGCAUCUUCCUCUACAUGGGGGUCACGUCGCUCAGCGGCAUCCAGCUCUUUGACCGCAUCUUGCUUCUGUUCAAGCCACCCAAGUAUCACCCAGAUGUGCCCUACGUCAAGCGGGUGAAGACCUGGCGCAUGCACUUAUUCACGGGCAUCCAGAUCAUCUGCCUGGCAGUGCUGUGGGUGGUGAAGUCCACGCCGGCCUCCCUGGCCCUGCCCUUCGUCCUCAUCCUCACUGUGCCGCUGCGGCGCGUCCUGCUGCCGCUCAUCUUCAGGAACGUGGAGCUUCAGUGUCUGGAUGCUGAUGAUGCCAAGGCAACCUUUGAUGAGGAGGAAGGUCGGGAUGAAUACGACGAAGUGGCCAUGCCUGUGUGAGGGGCGGGCCCAGGCCCUAGACCCUCCCCCACCAUUCCACAUCCCCACCUUCCAAGGAAAAGCAGAAGUUCAUGGGCACCUCAUGGACUCCAGGAUCCUCCUGGAGCAGCAGCUGAGGCCCCAGGGCUGUGGGUGGGGAAGGAAGGCGUGUCCAGGAGACCUUCCACAAAGGGUAGCCUGGCUUUUCUGGCUGGGGAUGGCCGAUGGGGCCCACAUUAGGGGGUUUGUUGCACAGUCCCUCCUGUUGCCACACUUUCACUGGGGAUCCCGUGCUGGAAGACUUAGAUCUGAGCCCUCCCUCUUCCCAGCACAGGCAGGGGUAGAAGCAAAGGCAGGAGGUGGGUGAGCGGGUGGGGUGCUUGCUGUGUGACCUUGGGCAAGUCCCUUGACCUUUCCAGCCUAUAUUUCCUCUUCUGUAAAAUGGGUAUAUUGAUGAUAAUACCCACAUUACAGGAUGGUUACUGAGGACCAAAGAUACAUGUAAAAUAGGGCUUUGUAAACUCCACAGGGACUGUUCUAUAGCAGUCAUCAUUUGUCUUUGAACGUACCCAAGGUCACAUAGCUGGGAUUUGAACUGAGCCGUGCAGCUGGGAUUUGAACCAGGCCUUCUGAUUUCAAGGUCCGAGCUCUGUCCUCUGUCAGUCAUGCGUCCACUUUCCCUUCCCCUGUGACUCCUCCCUUCCCCACUCUGCUCCCAGCCCCUACCUUGAGACCCUCUUCUCUGGGCCCAGAGAGAGGCGUCCUGGUGAGGACAAGGUACAGGCAAGGAUGAUCCAGGGAUUGGGCCUGGGACUCAGGCCUCCUAAGUGUUUGGUUCCUCCCUCCAAACACUCAUUAGUUCACUCAUUCAUUCAUUCCACAAACAUUUACUGAGGGCCCCGGAAUCAGUGGACUCCGAGGGGACUGAGACAAGCCCUGCCCUGGGGUGGGGGUGGGGGGCAAGGUACAGUUGAUUCUACAUUUGGAUAGGGAGUGGGGGAGGGUGGGAAGGUAGGGGCGGGAGAGUGAGGGGGUUUGUAAUUUAUUAAUUGCGUAUUUUCUAAGAGUUUUCAACAUAGUUUGGCUUCACACACAACUUCAGGCCCCUCAUUUGAGAGCCAUUAUCCUCAACUCCAUCUAAACUGAAUCUUGGGGAGAACCCAGAUCUGACCAAUUGGGGUAGGAGACAGCAGGCUCUCCAAGAACAUGGGCAAAUUUAUUUUUUUAUAAAACAAAAAGAUAAAAAGAGUUGAAAGACGUGAAAGUGGUGAGAGAUGGAGGAAACAGAAUCAGGAAGUGGUAGAAAAGAGAGGAGGUGGCUGGGCGCAGUGGCUCACGUUUGUAAUCCCAGCACUUUGGGAGGCCAAGUUGGGCGGAUCAUUUGAGGUCAGGAGUUUGAGACCAGCCUGGCCAACAUGGUGAAACCCCGUUACUACUAAAAAUACAAAAAUUAGCUGGGUGUCUCGUGGCAGGCACCUGUAAUCCCAGCUACUUAGAAGGCUGAGGCAAGAGAAUCACCUGAACCCAGGAGGUGGAGGUUGCAGUGAGCCAAGAUUGCACCACUGCACUCCAGCCUGGGCAACAGAGCGAGACCCUGUCUCAAAAAAAAAAAAAAAAAAAAAAAAAAAACGGAAGGAAACAUCAGCCUUGGGGGCCACAGACUCAACAUGUGUGUGUGGUGGGGUUCCAGCCCAACAUAGAGUAACAUUAUUUGUACCUCCCAGGCUAGCUCAGUCCAUGGGAGGCUCUCCUGUCCCUGAAAGCUGACACCCACCUUUCACCACUUCGCCCAUGCUACAGUUCAGUUUCCUCGUCUGUAAAAUGGGGAUGAUAAUGGUACCUACCUUGCAGUGUUGUUAUAAGGAUUAAAGGAGACAGUGCAAGAAAAGGCCUUGGUUGGUGAAGAGCCCAACCUCGGAGGGGAGCUGCUGGGAUCCUCCUUAUCUUGACUGGGAUGUCCCUGUCUCCCCCUCCCCUUGCUCCUUGAACAUGGCCAAGGAAAGUGAAAAACAAAAAUUAUUCACUCUGCUAGCACCCUUCCCCUUGAUGCCUGGGAAUAGGUUUUGCCAAUAAACGUAUCUGUGUUGGA